Portunus trituberculatus (swimming crab) is the source of this 2614-nucleotide messenger RNA. RefSeq names its product nidogen-like. Bases 1 to 1998 code for a protein of 665 amino acids. The transcript is spliced from 15 exons. The record is from RefSeq and is a predicted model, not a curated record. Lineage: Eukaryota; Metazoa; Arthropoda; Malacostraca; Decapoda; Portunidae.
AUGCUCCAAUGCAGUACUUUCAAGGAACAGCUGGCCAAGAUGAGCAGCUCUGUUGUAUACGAGUGGACAAAACUGUCUAAAGAGUUUCUCACAAGGAAUAUUAAAGAAUCAAACUCAGAUAGGGACUUGUUGCCUCAGCCCUUACCUGAGUGUUUCAUGGGCAAAUGUUUCUGUCCUUGGGGUUACUUCUAUGACUACAGUCAACAUGCAUGCCAGGCUAACAGCACUUCAGGCUACAACUUCAAUAUUCAAGGAGGAGAUCAAGUACAAACAGUUUCUUGUCAUGAUGUGAAUCGCUGCCACCCCAAUGCUCAAUGUACAUACAACAGCUACACUCGGCAGUACUCAUGUCAGUGUAAUGCUGGAUACAGCGGAGAUGGAUACCACUGCAAUAAAUUAGAUGUGUCAUGUGACCAUGUGGAUAUCUGUCACAUUCAUGCUCACUGUGUGUUUGAUGACCAGACACUUCAGCAUGUCUGUGUGUGCAGCUCAGGGUACGAAGGUGACGGUAUAGUGUGUAUACCACAAGAUGAAUGCAACAGUGUUGUGGACUGUGAUGUCAAUGCCCAGUGUUUGUAUGAUAGCUCCAGCCAGCGAUAUAAGUGUGUCUGUAAUGCUGGUUAUGAGGGAGAUGGCCACAUUUGUACCACUUCAGGAGAGGCAGGCUGUAACAUUGUCAACAAUUGUGAUCUUAAUGCCAAUUGCAUCUAUGACACUUAUGCUCUGAGUUACCGCUGCCAGUGUCGUGAUGGCUAUGAAGGAGAUGGUCUUUUCUGUUCACCAGUUCAGAUUGGCUGUAAUGUUCUCCAGAACUGUGGAAAAAAUGCUGUGUGUUCAUACAACAUAGAAGCCCAGGGAUAUCGUUGCAAAUGUCAGGAAGGUUAUGAGGGAGAUGGAUUCUUCUGCAAGUCCACAAGGUCCUGCCAGCUGGAUCCAUCAUUGUGCCACCCUCAGGCUGUGUGUGUGUCCGACUCACAGUCUUCAUUUGGAUUUUCAUGUCGCUGUCAGGAAGGCUUUACUGGUGAUGGACACCACUGUCUUGAGGCAGUGAAUCAUGAGAAGGACAUUCUGCUCUUCAAUCAGGGGUUAGCUGUCUUGCGAAUGCCUGUCAAUCCACGAGGAGGAAGGAGUUACAUCAUACACUUUGAGGCAUUCAUGACAGCUGUAGGUGCAGAUAUAGACUGUUUAGCAGGCCGCUUCUACUGGACGGAUGUGCGAUCAUCUUCCAUCAGGUCAUCAAAAUAUGAUGGCACUCAACGGCAACCAACAACCACUCAAGGUAAAAUUGGAUUCCCUGAAGAUGUUGCAGUUGACUGGAUUUCAAAGAAUGUGUACUGGACAGAUUCAGCAAAUGAUGUUGUGUCUGUAGCUUCCAUUAAAGAUGGAAAGCAACGUACCAUAAUCAAAGAAGGACUUGUCAAUCCUCGAGGUAUUGCCGUCCAUCCAGGUCUUGGACUUCUGUUUUGGAGUGACUGGAAUCGACUUUCUCCAAAAAUUGAAUCAUCUGGAUUAGAUGGAGCUGAUCGUCAGGUGAUUGUGUCUGAAGAAAUUUCAUUGCCUAAUUCUUUGGUUGUGGACUAUGAAACUGAUACCCUCUGCUGGGUUGAUGCUGGAAUUCAUAAAAUAGAAUGUGUGAGUGUGAGGGGUGGUGGUCGUCGGGUGGUGACAAGUGGCCCUCUAUAUCCAUUUGGUCUUACAAUAUUGGGUCAAAACUUUUACUAUACUGAUUGGAAUGACACUAAAAUCCACACUGUGAACCGCUAUUCUGGAGUGGAAUCUGCUUCUCGCGCCCCACCUCCAGGAGGUUCAGGAAAGUUGUAUGGCAUAGCAGCAGUUCCUGCAUCAUGUCCACCAGUAUCCAAUUUCUGUGCUUUGGAUGAUGGUGGAUGCCCCUCUUCUCACCUAUGUCUACCCAAUAUCAAUGGGGGACGCACUUGUGCCUGCACCGACUUUGCUCUCCAAGAUGAGGAAUCCCAAUGUUCAGACUUUAUCUACUGAACAUUCCUUUAUGGAAGAGAUAUUGUAGUUAAUGUAUGAUUCCAUGUCUUACUAAGUUACCUGGCUAUAUUUUGCUUUACUUUUACCAAAACUAACUUGUGGAUAUUUUUUUAUAACUACUUAAUCAUUACAGAUCAUAAAUUUCCACAACCAGCACAACACUUAGUCCAAGAUUUAUCAGCAUUACCUUCAUUGAUAUGUACUGUAAGAGCAUUGGAGUUGUUUGCUAUUUGUAAUGGCCAGAUGAUGAAUAAAUGACAUUGUGUAUAGUGCUUUCUGAAUGAACAGGAAAUUAUGACAUAGUGUGUAAGGAGGAUUAAAUGGUAACCCAUAUCUAUUAUCUGUUUUGCAAAUUAGAAGCUCAAACUCAUCCACUUAUCAUGUGAAAUUAACUUGAUAUCAUUUUUAACUCUUAAAUUAGGAAUUAUUCAUGCUGUAGUGUAUUUGAAGUGUUUAGUUAUUUUUUUCUUCUAAUAAAUGAAUUCGUGAAAAUAUAUGCUUUUUGCUGUAACAAAAAAAAAUAACAAAAACAGCAUUGCUGCUGCUGCUGCUGCUGCUGCUGCUGCUACUGCUACUGCUAUUUCUACUGAUUUCUAAUACAAUUAUUACCUCUGCC